Prunus armeniaca (apricot) is the source of this 4440-nucleotide messenger RNA. The record is from the annotation of a GenBank genome assembly. NCBI's taxonomy places the organism in Eukaryota, Viridiplantae, Streptophyta, Magnoliopsida, Rosales, Rosaceae.
AUGUCGCCGGCGGCAGUGGAUUUUCGCUCCCCGAUCACCUCUAUACCGACCAAAUCCUCCUCUACUCCUGAAAACCCUAACCCUGUACCCGACAUGGCGUCCUCUCCCACCUUUAACCUCGGUGCUUCAAACGACAAUGGAAGUCAGUGUCAGUUCGGUCCGAGUGUGCCGUCGCGAUCGGGUCGGUCUCGGCCGAGAUUUGUGAAGAUGAGGAAGCAGCAUUCGAGGUCAAGAACUGGGUCGGGUGAGAGUGGGCCGGGGGUCAACCCGUUUUGCUUGGUAAGUGAUGGUACUAGUUCUUCCAAUGGGUUUAAUUUUUCUAAUGGUGAUUGUGGGGGUGUGGAUUUUGUGUUUGGUGCUAGAAAGAUUGGUGGUGAUGAGAAUUUGGAUAAUGGGGAGGGAGGGAGUGGUGGAAUAGUGAGAAAUUUGGAUAGUGGGGAGGGAGGGAGUAGUGAAAUAAUGAGAAAUUCGAGUUGUGACGAUAAUUUGCAUAAUGGGGAGGGAGAGAGUUGUGAUGAGAGGGGGCAGGUGAAUACUGGGAAUGGAAGAGAGUCUGAUAAGCUGGAGAGUGUUUGUUAUGAGUGUAGUGCAAAGCAGGAUGGUCUGGGAUCUAGUUUGUGUCAGGAAAAGAGAGAAUUUUGUGAAAAUGUUAGAGCGAUCGUUUCUGAAGAUAAGUGGAAUGAAAGAACAGAGACUGAAACAGAAUGUCAGAAGGGUGAUAACCGGGGUUUUGUGUUUAGUGCUAACAGCAGUGGUUUGAGUUCAGAUUUGAAGUUGGAUUCGAAUCAAGAAAUGAGAGUAUGUGGUGGAUAUGUGGAGAAACCGAGCGCAGAUAAUAGUGGAAAAAUGAAAAUAGAGAGUGAAGUAGGGUAUAAUGUGGGUUCUGGGCUUGGAGCUAGUCAAAGAGAUUCAGCUCCGAAGUUGAAUGCCAAAAAUGGGGAGUCUGCAAGUUUUGUGUUUGCUACUGGCUCAGAUGAUUUUGGGUCUACUUCAAAUACAGGAAACAGAGAACACAGUGAAAAUGAGGGGACACCAGGUUGUGAUGGUAUUGGCAGUACAGAAAUUGGUAAUGAAGCUGAGCAAAAGAAGUACAAUGAUAUGGGUUUCGUGUUUGGUUCUAGUGGGAAUUCCUUGAAUUCAGGAAAGAAAAGCUCUAGUGGAAAACUGGAAAAGUUGGCUCCUGAUGUUGUUGGUGGGAAGAUGAAAGUAGAGAGUGAAACAGAGUUUGAGAAAAUGGAAGCUGAUCCUUUUAAAUUUCAUGCCGAGGAGCAUUGCAUCUCAAAUAAAGAUCAUGAUAAGGGCUUUUUUGUAUUUGGAAGCAGCACUAAGAAAGGUUCCAGUUUGACUGAAUGCAAGGUCACGAAGUGUCAAGAUGAAAUGAAACUGAGUAGUGAAAAUUUAGGAGAUUGCAAGACCAAUUCAGAAAGUAAUUCUUGUGGUCAGUGUUCAGGAGGUCCUUAUGUUGCCUCAGAGAAAAAUAAUGGAGAUAAUGAUGAAAGUAGUGACCAGAACCAUAUCUUAUUUGGAAGUGAUAGAAACACGGAGGAUGCCACUCUAGGAAUUUCUGGUUCCAAAAAAUUAACAUCUCAGGCAGGAAGUGAUGAGAGUGUUGAGGCAGGACAGUUUUCUCAUUAUCCAAUUAAUAAUAAUACACACCCAAAUGUAGCUGCUGCACCAUGUUCAUCCUCAUCAAUUGGUCCUGGCAUCAAAACCAAUGGUUGUGUUUCUGAAGCAGCAUCUGUGGGUGGAGUAAGAAAGAAAGAUGAAAAUAGUUCUACUGGCACUUCAGAUGGUUUUGGAGUGUGCUUUGAGCACUUGAAAACGUCAUUUUUGGAUCCUUCCUGUCUUAGAUCAAAUAUUUUUCCUGAAUUAAAUAAAACUUCGGAGUUCAGUGUGAAGGGUAGGUCAUUUAGGGACAAAAGAUCAAGGAAACAAAGGGGAAAGUCGAAGCUGAGUAAGCAAUGGCCAGUUCAAGGUCAUGUGCCCAAGGAAAGUAGUUCCCAAGGAAACCCAGACCCUUCUGGAUGUUACUCACCCAUGGAUUUUUCUCCCUAUGAGGAAACAAGAGUUGCUGAUCCACAUUCAAGGGAAACUUCUGUGACCUCUACUGACUCAAACCACCUAGUCAACGAUAGUGCAACCUGUGCCUCCAAUGCAACAGUUCCUGCUGAUCCUAAAGGUGAAGAUUUGGUUGCUGCAGGAAGUGGGUUGGAUGACAGAGGUGAUCAGAUAUGUAAACAGCCCAUUGAGGAGAAUACGAGGUAUCAUAGUGAGAAAAUCUUUUUCCACGAUUUUUUGUGGAAAGGGUCUGGUUCUGGAGCUGAACCUGAAACUCCCUGCUUUAGUUCCAAAAGUGAGCAUGUGAGUAGUAUCAGUGGUUCUGGUUUGGAUUCAGAAGAAGCUAGAGUUGGCAUUGGCUUAAAUAUAGAGAGACAAGAAAGUGAUUGUAAAACACCACUUUUUGCUUCAGGUUUUGAAAAUAUGAAAGAUAAAUACUUCACAUUUUUGGCAUCAUCUUCUGCUCAAGGUAGCUCAAUGAUGGCAAAGCGCCAACAGCGUAGAAAGAAAAAUAGGAUGAAAGUUGGUCACAAGACGUUUGUUAUAACUCCAAGUCCGAAUGUUGAGUUUGGAUCUUCUGACCUAUUUACCCUCCACUCUAAGGAAACUUUAUCUGCAGAUGUAGUUGGUAAAUCUGAAGCAAAUGAACAAUUUAAGCAAGUGAAUAUCUCUUCUAGUGCUGCUACUCAUGAAACCUGUGAGAAAUGGCGGAUCAGGGGAAACGAAGCUUAUAAAAAUGGAGAUCUUUCAAAAGCUGAAGAUUUUUACACACGGGGAAUAAUUUCUAUACCUUCUAAUGAACGAUCAGGAUGCUGCCUUAAGCCUCUUUUGCUAUGCUAUAGCAACCGUGCUGCAACAAGAAUGGUUCUUGUAAGGAUAAGGGAAGCUUUAGGGGACUGUGUGAUGGCUACUGCAUUAGAUCCCAACUUUCUCAAAGUUCAAAUGAGGGCUGCUAAUUGCCAUCUUCUGCUCGGUGAAGUUGAAAUUGCACGGCAGUACUUCAAUAAGUGCUCAGAAUCAGGAAGUGGUGUGUGUUUGGAUCGAAGAGUUGUAAUAGAUUCUGCAGAUGGCCUACAAAAAGUUCAGAAAGUGGUCGAGUAUACAAAUCGUUCUGCCAAGCUGCUGGACCAGAGAACUACUGAUGCGGCUCUCACUGCUUUAGAAAUAAUUUCUGAGGCCUUGUCAGUUAGUUUAUACUCGGAAACAUUGCUUGAAAUGAAAGCAGAGGCUCUGUGUUUGUUAAGGAGGUAUGAAGAGGCGGUUCAGUUGUGUGAGCAGAGUUUGUUCUUUGCUGAAAGGAAUUUCGCUCCACUGAACAGUGUUAGGUUGUGGAGGUGGUUCUUCAUAUCCAAGUCUUACUUUCAUUUGGGUAGGCUUGAGGCAGCUCUUGAUUUACUCGAGAAGCUAGAGGAAGUGGAAUCUACUAAAGACAUGUAUGCAAGUAAGACAUUGGAAUUAGCGGUUUCGUUAGCUGUCACCAUACGCGAACUUUUAAGCCACAAGAAUGCAGGCAAUGAAGCAUUUAGAUCAGGAAGAUAUGCAGAAGCAUUGGAACAUUAUACUGUUGCUUUAUCUAGCAAUUUCGGAUCUCGUCCAUUUUCAGCCAUCUGUUUGUGCAACCGUGGUGCAGCACACCAAGCUUUGGGUCAAAUUACUGAUGCCAUUGCAGACUGCAGUCUUGCCAUUGCUCUUGAUGGAAAUUAUGCAAAGGCAGUUUCUAGAAGAGCUACCUUACAUGAGAUGAUACGAGACUAUGGACAGGCAGCUAGUGAUCUCCAAAGACUUAUAUCCAUUCUGGAAAACCAAUCUAAUGACAAAGCCAAAGAGUGUAGCUCAAAAGGUAGAUCCAAUGGCUGUGUAAAAGAAUUACGGCAUGCUCAUCGACGAAUGCCUUUGAUAGAAGAAGAAGCUAAGAAAGGAAUCUCUUUGGAUUUUUAUCUCAUUUUGGGAAUUAAACCAUCUGAUGCAAGUCCUGAUAUCAAGAAGGCUUACCGGAAGGCAGCUCUUAAGCAUCAUCCAGACAAGGCUGGCCAAUUCUUGGCAAGGAGUGAGAGUGGAGAUGAAGGGCAACUCUGGAAAGAAAUCUCUCAGGAGGUUCACAAGGAUGCUGACAGGCUCUUUAAAAUGAUUGGAGAGGCAUAUGCAGUACUUUCAGACCCUGCUAAGCGCUCACAAUAUGAUCUUGAGGAGGAGAUGAGAAAAGUAGAAAUUGAAAGCAAGGAAAGCGGCAUUUAUAGAAAAUCUUCAGAUUUUCAGAGUCCUGGACGCAACAGUUAUAGAAGACCUGAUUUCCAUAGCUCUCCAUUUGAGAGAAGUUCUAAUAGUCGGACCUACGGCAGGGAGAGUUGGAGAACAUAUGGAAAUUCGUAUUCUCGAUGGUAA